This is a messenger RNA of Marchantia polymorpha subsp. ruderalis, 1916 nucleotides long. The record is from the annotation of a GenBank genome assembly. Lineage: Eukaryota; Viridiplantae; Streptophyta; Marchantiopsida; Marchantiales; Marchantiaceae.
GGGACCGCGCCCUCUCUCUCUCGCGCGCGCCACCCGCUCCCCGAGGCCUGCGCGGCUGGUUACCGUUGGAGGCGCGUCGGCUCCUUCGAGGUCGGUCGUGGCCUGUGGACUGUGGUCGGGGGAUGAAUGAGCGCGGGGAGUGAGUGUCGUGCGCAGCUGACAGUGGUGGUGUCCGCGCUUCGCUUCCUCUGCACCAUGUCACGCGAGAAGCGGACCUCCGGAUUCGAUCGUUCUUAUUCUUCCCGAAAUUCUUCUCUUCUCUUCGAAAGAAAGUUCGAUUCGAAGUUUGCAACUUUCGGAUUUCUCGUCGUUCGCGGAGGCGAUGGCGGGAUUUCGCGAUUUGCUUUUGGUGGUCGUACGCCUCGUGAAAAGUCCGUCGCCCCGAUGAAGAUCUUCGGCGUGGAAUUUCGCAAAUUUUGCGAAUUCGGAGGUGGUUUUUAUAGACCCGUGAGUAUGAAACUCUUGAAACGGGAUUUCUGACGGGGAGAAGUUUCCCUCAUGGGCGAACGACUCACAGACAGCUCCUUUCGAGGAGCUGGGAGAACAGACGUAGAGCUCGAGAAGAGGUUCGAUCGUUAGGUGCCUUUGGACUGCAGGCAGUUUACAUCUGGGGCCUGUUUCUUAAGGACAGAGCUAACCUUACACAAUGUUUCGGUACCUGGAUGCCGGAGGAGUUCGGUGGUGGCCCAUUGUGAGGUUCCAAGGAUCCAUAGACCAUCGCUCAUGUUCCACUGGAGGCACUGCACUAAUUUGUAGUUUUGUCUGAACCUGGAUUAAAACAGUAGACAAGACAUUCCGGGUAUCGACAACUUUGGCGUCUGAGCAACAUCAUCUUCCUUCUAGAUCAAGCGUGUUAGCUCAAAAGAAUUGUACGGAUUAGUCCACAUACCCACAAAAGGCACACAAGACCGAACAAGAACCGGUGAACAUGCUGGAGAGACAAACCAAAGAAACAUGCCACCGGAGAGUAUGCACUAUCGCUCACGGCGCGUGUGGCGAUGAUGAAUGGGUUACCGAGUUCAGCCGUGGGGUGCGGUUCGCAGCGUCAGGAUUGAUUAAAGAUGUAAGAGCAAGAUGUAAUUCACAAGUGGAAACCUGAGAGCCGCUGGCAGAGCAAUCUCGUUGACCGUGAUUGUCAUUCCACGUCCAUGUUCCAUCGAGUAUGCUUUGAAACAUUCAGGUGGACUGAGUGACGUGCAAUGAGCGCUUUGUCGGAAAGAGAAGAUCCGAACUUAUUCGGCAUGGCACAUCUUGUCUGAUGUUGCAUCAGCAUCAAUUUGAAACAAGUUGAGGUUGAGCAAACACCGUCAAGCUUCAGAUUCGAACUCACCCUCACGACGGCUUGUCAUGAGCUGGCCCCGCUUUUGCAAAACAGUUAACAUGGACAGCCAUGGGAUUCACGACACAUAUCUUACAAGAUUCAUGAGCGCAGCUUUCAAUUACUAUCUUGGCAUGCAACCCAGAUUCUUGGCAUGCUCUAUCCUCCUUCGUCAUUCGUCGUCAAACUGAAACUACGUCACUGGCAUCUGAGCACAGAUACACUGAGGAACUUUUUGACCUCUGUUCUUCACGAGAUCGAUUCCAGAUCAAUUCCAACAACAAAGCAGGGAACGAGUUCGUCAUGUUUCAACCGUGACACAUAGACGAGUUUUGGAGUACAGAAUUACGAUUGUUUGGAAUCAUAGGCUAAAAGAGAACAACAGGGGAAAAAUGUAAGUUCUAAUCUCAUGUCGCCAAGUUGAGAUGUAAUAGGAACCAGCUAGCUAUGCUGAGCAAUGCAUCAAAAGCGUUGGCACUGUGGGGUUCGGCAAUAGACCUUACUCAUGAGAGAAAUUAUAACCGAGAUGGACCAAAAAAAAAGAAAGAGGAAAACUGAAGUCACUUGAAAUUGUUCAUACACGAUUUUGGCAAUAAAA